GGCCGAGGCCUGGCCGGGCUUCAGGACGGUGAACCUGUCGUGGCUCAAAUCGCUGGAGUGGGAAGGAAGGGUGCAAAACGGGGUCCCUUCACCACUGUGGGCGCGGGGCCCUGACAGCCUUUUCGCGGAGGCUCGCUUCCGGCGUCAUGGCUCAAAGGGCCUUCCCGAAUCCUUAUGCCGAUUUUAACAAAUCCCUGGCCGAAGGCUACUUUGAUUCUGCCGGGAGGCUAACUCCCGAGUUCUCACAACGCUUGAACAAUAAAAUUCGAGAGCUUCUUCAGCAAAUGGAGAGAGGUCUAAAGUCAGCAGACCCUCGGGACAGCACUAUUUACACUGGCUGGACAGGUAUCUCUUUGCUUUACUUACAUCUUUAUGAUGUGUUCGGGGACCCUGCUUACCUACAGAUGGCACAUGGCUACGUAAAGCAAGGUCUGAACAGUUUGACCAAGCGUUCCAUCACCUUCCUGUGCGGGGACGCAGGCCCCCUGGCGGUGGGCGCUGUGGUGUAUCACAAGAUGAACAAUGAGAAGCAGGCAGAAGACUGCAUCACCCGGCUAAUUCACCUAAAUAAGAUUGACCCCCAUGCUCCAAAUGAAAUACUCUAUGGACGAAUGGGCUACAUCUAUGCUCUUCUCUUUGUGAAUAAGAACUUUGGAGCGGAAAAGAUUCCUCAAAGCCACAUUCAGCAGGUUUGUGAAACAGUCUUAACCUCUGGAGAAAACCUAGCGAAAAAGAGAAACUUCACAGCAAAGACUCCACUGAUGUAUGAAUGGUACCAAGAAUAUUAUGUGGGGGCUGCUCAUGGCCUGGCAGGAAUUUAUUACUACCUGAUGCAGCCCAGCCUUCAGGUGAGCCAUGCGAAGUUACAUAGUUUGGUCAAGCCCAGUGUAGACUAUGUCUGCCAGCUGAAAUUUCCUUCUGGCAAUUAUCCUCCUUGUGUGGAUGAUAAUCGGGAUCUGCUAGUCCACUGGUGUCACGGCUCCCCCGGAGUAAUCUACAUGCUCAUCCAGGCCUAUAAGGUGUUCAGAGAGGAGCACUACCUCAACGAUGCAUAUCAGUGUGCUGACCUGAUCUGGCAGUACGGGUUGCUGAAGAAGGGGUACGGGGUGUGCCACGGCACCGCCGGGAACGCCUAUGCCUUCCUGACACUGUACAACCUCACACAGGACAUGAAGUACCUGUAUAGGGCCUGUAAGUUUGCUGAGUGGUGCUUAGAUUACGGAGAACACGGAUGCAGAACACCAGACACCCCCUUCUCCCUCUUUGAAGGAAUGGCUGGAACAAUAUAUUUCCUGGCUGACCUCCUAGUGCCCACAAAAGCCAGGUUCCCUGCGUUCGAACUGUAAAAGGAAAGCCUGCCCCCUGCGACGCACUGCAUGCCCCUUUCUGUAUAUCAAACCUGGACUAAGUGCUUUGAUUGCUUUUCAAGAAAACAUAGGUUCAAACCGUGUACUUGAUUUAGUUGAUUUUUCUAAUUUCAUAAUUUGUCUUCAGUUUAUUUCCUUCUGUUUAUCAUUUACUUUUACUUAAAAGUAUCCAAGGAAAUCUUUUAACUUUAACUUCAGUUUCUUCCUAAAGGAAGGGUGAGUGAUAUGUACAGUGUUUUGAGGAUAUAUGUAUUUCAGAACGUGGAUGAAACCUUACUCUUACUUAAGCUUAUAAACAUAACCAUCCUUUUCUGUUCUAGAACUAUUUAAAAGAAACUAAAUGUAGAUAAAGAAAAAUAUAUGGUUAUUGUUGGAUAUUGCCAUCUGCCUCUUUAGUAUUUUUCCUUGAACAGGGUAGACAGUUUUAGAACUUUGUUUUUCUUUAAGUGGUUGAUUAUGAAGGGGGACAAAAAUAUUAAUAACUAUAUGCUUCUGAGACAAAAGUUGCAAGAGAUGCAAACUGGUUUAAGGACGUAAAUACCACUUUUCAAAUCCACAGUGCUUGUUCAACUAGGUAAUGAUACUUUCAGAUUUUUUCUUUUUGGUAGUAAAGCAUCCAGGUUCCAGAAGUCAAAGUUUUUUAUCAAAAAUUUCUAACAUGCAAUGGUGGUUUUGAAAAUUCUGGUAUGAAGAUUAGUUCAAGAAAAGCUACGAAAAGUUUAUUGUUUAUUCUAAAAUAAGUUAGUGUAUCUUUGAAGUAUUUAUUUACAUUUGUUUGUUCCUUGGAUUUAGUAUAAGAUCAGGAAACGAUUUUCUAUAUGUGAAUAUAUGGUGACUUAGGAUUUGAGUUCUCUUUGUCCCGCUGACCUUCUAAACUUUGAAUUGUGUUUCACUUCCUUGGCAAUGACUAUGCAUUACUGCUUGCAGUUUGGUAUAAGCCAUAACCUAUUUUCCUUCCUUUCAUUCUAUCUGGAUGUUUGUCUUUUCACUGAAUAGUACAGUAGUCUACAUCCUACAUCUCUCUAAAAGGGGAAAGGGGUGCUAUAUAGCCAAUAACUCGAACAAAAACAGUAAGCUUUCCAUUGAACUGCUGUUUAUUUAGGAGGUAUUUAUCCAGUGAAAAGGUUUAGAACAAAUGCAUCCCAUCUCUUCGCAUAUCCUAGGUUUAACACUUAACGGCUUCUGAGCCCUCAGGAUCGUGUAUUUACCUGGUAGACGAAGGGUCCCUGAUGCUUCCUGUUCUGUACAGAUGUUUUCACUCAUCAGCUUCCCCUCCUCCUCCUUCCUUUGCUGCUUUUUCCAGGCUUGUUUCAUCUUUUCUUGCAUGUUUUGACUGAUUUUAGAACAUUCUGCAGCUUUGAGAAACAGGGUCUAAGAAUGUUAAAUGUGCCUAUUUCGUGGCUUUCUUGGUCACAAAAGCAUGUUGUUUUUAUUUUAACUUGGAGCCAAAUCCCAAUGUGGGUAUAUGUUGGGUUCCUCCAGAGAGUAGUCCCCUAUUAUUUUCCAUUUAGCACCAAAAUAGCUUAUAUUAUUGGAAAUUGUCUGACCCUUUAAAGGCUUCUGACAGAAGGAUCUAAAAAGCAGCCCACUGCUCAGUUCCUGGGAUUAGCUUAUUCCUCGGCGACUCGCACUAGUUGGGAAAACCUUGUGCCUCCAGAUGUCUGCAGCUACUGCUAAGCUGUGCCUUUCUCCUGAGCGUUUCAAAUGAGCAGUGCUGGUGUUCCCAGCAAAGCUAAUUUGCCUUUGGCUGGAUGUCCAACUUGAAAAAAUAAAACCCAUUUGGUUUAGUUAAAUGUCUUACAGUACUGUGCCUGUACUUUGAGCUACUGUAAUUACCAAAGGGAAAGAGAGCAAAACAUACUUUCUCUUAGCCAGAGGAAACUUGACCACAGCACAUCUCCAACAUCUUGAUUAAUUUAACCCCAGGAAGACUCCUCGGUGAGGAGAAGAACACUUUGAAUAAGAGUUGUUAAUAUUUAGAUUGCAAUUUACUGUCUUCCAUGAACAAAUUCAUCAAUACAAACACAAUUCAGGUUUGUUGUUGUUUUUAAGCUUUUUAGGACUUUAAUUAAACUGGUGGGAUUUUCCAUUCAUGAGGUAAGAAAAUCCGAUAGGAUUUUAAACUCCAACAAAAGCCAUAAAACUAAGGGCAGUAUCCUAACGCCAUGGUGGAAAUCGAGAGAAACUUUUAUACCAGCUUUCUUAGUUUUAAAAGGAAGAGACGUCAUUGCGGUUCUGUUUCUGUUACAUCAUUAUUCCCUCAGAUACUUUCUUUUCUUUUGGUUAAAAAAAAAAAAAAAAAGCCUUUCCAAAAGUUGCCUCCCCAAAACUUCACAGUAUCUCUUCCCUCCCUGUGCAGAAACGAGGUAGUAAAACCUUACUUGUUGAGCAGUAUUCAUUUAUCCUGUCAUGCGUUUCUGCUCCUGUGGUGAUGAGAAAUUACAGCAGUUAACUGUUCAUCAUGUAAAAGCGUUAACGUUCUCACAGCCAUUUCCAUCAUCCCACUGGGCUUUGGUCUCCAAGUUGUUGGCCUUUAAGCAUCUUUGAUUCCCUUUUCAUCUUUGAUGUCAGUCCCAAUGACUUGGCACCAAGAGUCUUGAUGGUAGGAAGAGUUUUGGGUAAAAGUGGAUCCAAGAUGACUUUCUCUUUUCACUGCCACUUCCCCACGUAACCGAAUUGAGAGACCUACUCUUGCUCUUAUAUCUUCAGGUUAAUUUGUGUCUGAUCUGAUGGUGCCCUGCCUGCUACUGGCUGAUCUGAAAUAUAAAAUGUGAAGGGCCAACAAUUAUUCAUCUACUCCUUUGGCUUCUAGAACUCAUCUCAGUCCUUUAUUACUCAUACCAAGUUCUAAUUCCACCUCUGCUCCCCGGCAGUAGGUCUGAGGCACCCCACUUCUCUCUUACGGAGCUGUAGAACCGUUUCUCUCCUAUAGGUAUAGAACAGAGUGGGAUGUUCAGGGAACCCACCCCAGUGUUGAUAUUGCCACUUAGUGGGAAGGGCUGGGGUCAUAAGUAUUUCUAUGUUCUGUAAAGGAUUUCACCCACUGAUUUCUCAAUAAAAUUUUACUAGGACUGUA
This is a messenger RNA of Hyaena hyaena (striped hyena), 4443 nucleotides long. It is a transcript of the gene LANCL1, whose product is annotated as LanC like 1. Gene Ontology annotation, cellular component: plasma membrane. The transcript has 10 exons. The coding region runs from base 147 to 1346 and encodes 399 amino acids. The record is from RefSeq and is a predicted model, not a curated record. NCBI's taxonomy places the organism in Eukaryota, Metazoa, Chordata, Mammalia, Carnivora, Hyaenidae. Gene Ontology annotation, biological process: carbohydrate metabolic process; peptide modification.